This is a messenger RNA of Exophiala dermatitidis NIH/UT8656, 2498 nucleotides long. Its product is annotated as rab family, other. Gene Ontology annotation, molecular function: GTP binding; GTPase activity. The transcript has 2 exons. Bases 1159 to 2118 code for a protein of 319 amino acids. The record is from RefSeq and is a predicted model, not a curated record. Gene Ontology annotation, biological process: intracellular protein transport. NCBI's taxonomy places the organism in Eukaryota, Fungi, Ascomycota, Eurotiomycetes, Chaetothyriales, Herpotrichiellaceae. Gene Ontology annotation, cellular component: endomembrane system.
GCCGUCCACUCGAUGUCGACUUCAAGUUUAGCAUCUCAUCUUUGUCGCCUCCGCACUUGCCUGAGACCGUUCCAGGGCGAAUUCCCCCAGAUUAUUGAGGUCAGGGUUCAAGUUGGUAGCCGAGGGCUGCGAUGCAGGAGUUGGCUUCGGGCGUGCCAGGACUCGGAUAAUCAUCAGACGCCCAGGAAUACUCCUAACGGUGGGGAUGCAGGGUUGCUAGGCUGCGGAACGCCUAACAGCCUGGGUAUUGGUCUGGGUGCGAACCCCUCAAACCCUGGCUCGGGGCAUCAUUGUUGCGCCUGCUCCUGCGCCUGUACAGACGGCACUUCGAACGGGCAAAUUGCGGUGCUGCCAACCCGCAGUAGCCGCCAUUGCAUAACAUUCCAUGCAUCAUCAUAGACGGUUUCUAGACGUGGGAUAGCGGAGACGAUCUUCGGCAUCAAGAACCCAUCGUGUCAAUAAGGGACUGGCCAGUACCGAAUGUCAGCAUCUACGUGAUCCUCCCACCGAUCGGAUGGAGAAGACCACUGGAACUGCACCCCAUCUCGCAAGGUGAACUGUCUGUCGCGUAUAAUAUGUGAUAGCCUGCACCGUGCUGAACAUUGGACUGUAGAUACCUUAGGCACUCACAAACAUUCGCGUGUCCUCGUGAUGUGCAUUUGUUGUGUCCCUCCCUUCGCUGGUCUUCGCGGCUCGUGCUGAGCAGUCAUAACGAUCGACGAUGAGUCUGGGCGUGGAAAUUGCGAACUGGUGGGGGGGUUUGACGCGAACCAUGCACUGCAGUCUACAACAUGAAACUCGAUGUAGGCGCAGCAGAAGCAACGAGGUUCAUUGACUCGGGCCCAAACUGCGUUGAACUCUGCACGUUCUAUCCAAACUUCUACAAACCUACUCUUGAACUCGACUUGAAGUGUCUAUUUCUCAACGAUUCUCUCCUUCUUGUGCUCUGCUUUUCUUAUUGCUUCCAUCAGGCAAACUACAGCCCUCCAGCGCGCUUCAUUUAACCAACCUUCGUGACUCAGUAACUGCAGGCAUCAUACCUUUAGGGUCGCUACUGCAACGCCUUUUUUGAUCGCGAGAAUGCGGUAGAAUACAACCUGCGACGUUCUUACAGAUUUCUUCCCUUUUCUUCGUUCCUUUCCUUCGACACAUAGCAAAAUGAGCGCCGCUCCGCCCAUGAUCACAACCACCGCGCCUCAGCCCGUGCCUGCGACGUCGAUCGAGGCCAAACUCGUAGUGCUGGGGGCACAAGGCGUGGGCAAAACCUCCCUCGUCUCACGUUUCAUCAAUCCGAGCGCACAAUUGUCCAAAAAUGUGCAGUCGACCAUCGGCGCCUCCUUUGUGACAAAACGACUGACAGACCCGGACUCCUCGACCACUGUUCGCUUGCAGAUCUGGGAUACUGCAGGGCAAGAACGGUUUCGAAGCAUAUCCCGACUCUACUACCGAGGCGCGAAUGCGGGCCUUUUAUGCUACGACAUCACGAAUGAGAAGAGUUGGGAAGAGAUGAAGACUUGGUUGGCAGAGAUGAAGGCCAACUGCGAGGACGGCGAGGCCAUGCCCAUAAUCCAUGUCGUGGGAACCAAGAGCGACAUCGUCGCAGAAGAUCCCUCCACCAGGGAGGUUACCUUUGAGAGGACGAUUGCCUAUAUGGCCGAGCAACUGGGAGGGGUCACGGCGCAGAGUACAGCUUCAACACCACCCUUGACCAUGAAGCCAGGCAACGUCACACUUCAAAGUCCGGAUUCGAAGCGAAGCUCAGGUUUCUGGAAUCAAGACAUUGGCUGGGACAGCUGCCAUGAAGUGAGUGCUAAGGAUGGAGAAGGGAUUGAAGAAGUCUUCCGGGUCAUUGCCCGCAAAUUAAUCGAGCAGAAGCAGCAAAGAGAUGCCGCUGAGAUGUCUCGGUUGCAGCAAACUCCCGGCUUUCGCAGCGAUCUUGGUGAUGACUACUUUGGCGGGCAUCAUCCCCAUUCAGGCAGUUUUAGAGUCGGUUAUGGCGACAAACGACGAAGCUGGCUCGGACUACCGAGCGUCGGGCUUGGAGAGUCGGACGGUGGAGGAGCAAGACAUGGAACACGGGACCCUGAAGAGGCCCGUAGGAGAGGAGGCUGCUGUUGAUUUACACAUAUUGUUGAUUUUGUUCUGGCAUGGAUUGAACCACGAGAUCACGAAUUGGCGCGAGAGCCACGGACCACGGCACUACUAAUAUGGAGGCAUCUUAAUCAUCGGCGUUGGCAUUUGCGAAUUUCUAGGCGGCGGUUCGUGAGUGAGCAUACACCAUGCUUUGAUCAAACAUCAUGGCUUGCGAAUGUUGGUGUUGGUGUUUGGGUUGGUUUGAUUGACAUCGGUGGCAUUGGUCUUUGGGGCGUUUGAAAGGUUGCAAUACGGCCGCACGACGUCUUGAAGCAUGACAGAGUUACAAUGGAGUUUGUACUACGUACUCUUUUAAAUGUAUGAAGGAUGUCUCGAACCCAUACUAGUAAUAAACUGCAUUUCCC